GAAUGCAGAUGGGAAACACUGUAGCGGCAGCAGAUUGAGACCAAGUCCGCACCUCUCAUUUUCAAAUUCCCAUUGGAAGAUUCGAUCUAAUUUUUCUGUUUCCGUUGGAAAUCCAUCGCCUUUCGAAACUUCACAUCGUUAUUCACGCAUAAAAAGAAAACCCAUUAUUCUAAUUCCUCCACCCUCCUCCUCAAAUCUCAUUUUCCACGAAAAAAAGGGUAUUUCCCGUCUUCGUCACCGACUUCUACUUCAACCCUCUUCAAUUCCAUCCUUACGCGCUUAUAUUCCAUGGUCUGGACCUGAGUUCUUUCCCCUUUUCUUUCUUUUUUUCCAUUCCUGAGCCCUUUCGAGUGUUGGGUCUCUGUCGAUUGCAGAAUCGAUAACUCUCUAUUCUGAAUCGCCCAACUGAUCGGGGUUUCUUACACCCAAAAGAGAAACAAGAAGCACUGGGGAUUGUAGGGAUUGUGUAUUGCUAUUCAAUUUGAAGUUCUUCUUUUAGGAAGAUUCUUUCUUCUAUCUUUUUGGGUAGUGGGGGUGGCGGUGGAGGUGGGGGUUUCUUGCCUGUAAAUCCCCGCCUUCAUACUAGUGAAGAUGAAGAGAGCGAAAUUGGAUAAAGUCGAUACGAUCGUGUCUUUGAUAAGACAGAGAUCGUUUCAGAUACUUAUGUGCGUAGGGCUUCUGUAUCUUCUUCUGGUUUCUUUAGAAAUUCCGCUGGUUUUCAGAGCUGGGUCAGGCGUCGUUUCGCAAGACUCGCUGUCUCGGCCUCCUCCGUUGGCGAGCAAGGAAGAUCUGGAAGAAAGAGAAGCCCCAUCUCGCCCUUUGGAAAAUAUCUCGAGAAACUCUUUGCAGCCGACUCCGAGUCGACUCACUCAGUUCAAUAAGAUCAUCUCUGGUUUGACCUUGGAAUCGGAAGCUUUUGAGUCUGGUACUAAAGACGCGGUUUCUGAGUUUUAUAGUUCUGCAAAAAUUGCUGCGGAGGUUGGGAAGAAGUUCUGGGAUGAGCUUGAAUCUGGAAAGAUUCAACAUACGGGGAAGAAGAAGGAUGAAAAUCGAUCGAAUUCUUCGUGCCCGCAUUCAAUUUCUUUAUCUGGGGCAGAGCUUUUGGCUCAUGGGGGAGUUAUGAUGCUGCCCUGUGGACUCACAUUGGGGUCGCACAUAACGAUUGUGGGUAAGCCGAGAGUGGCACACCCAGAAUACGAUCCCCAGAUAACUCUGGUGAGAAAUGGCGAAGAAUCUGUGAUGGUUUCACAGUUCAUAAUGGAGUUGCAGGGCUUGAACACGGUGGAGGGCGAAGACCCUCCAAGGAUUUUGCAUUUCAAUCCAAGGUUGAAGGGGGAUUGGAGUGGGAGGCCAGUGAUUGAACUGAACACUUGUUACAGAAUGCAGUGGGGCUCGGCGCUUCGCUGCGAAGGCUGGAAGUCCAAGGCCGACGAAGAUACAGUUGAUGGCCAGGUGAAGUGUGAAAAGUGGAUACGAGAUGACGAGGGGCACUCGGAGCGGUCAAAGGCGACAUGGUGGUUGAACAGGCUCAUUGGUCGAACGAACGAAAUGGCUGUAGACUGGCCUUAUCCUUUUGCUGAGGACAAACUCUUUGUUCUUACACUCAGUGCAGGAUUUGAAGGUUACCAUGUAAAUGUUGAUGGGAAACAUGUCAUUUCUUUCCCUUAUCGCACUGGAUUUGCACUUGAAGAUGCUACCGGACUAUCUAUAAUCGGUGACAUCGAUGUUCAGUCUGUGUUGGCUGCUUCAUUGCCAAGAUCGCAUCCUAGUUUUGCUCCUCAGCAGCACCUCGAGAAGUCGAGAAGAUGGCAAGCACCACCUCUUCCUGAUGGCAAUAUAGAUCUGUUUAUCGGUAUCCUUUCUGCUGGAAACCAUUUUGCUGAACGGAUGGCAGUUAGGAAGUCUUGGAUGCAGCAUAAACUCAUUAAGUCGUCGAAGAUCGUGCCUCGUUUUUUCGUAGCACUUCAUGCUAGAAAGGAAGUGAAUCUUGAGCUGAAGAAAGAAGCUGAGUUUUUUGGUGAUAUAGUGAUAGUGCCUUAUAUGGAUAACUAUGACCUUGUGGUUUUGAAAACUGUGGCCAUCUGUGAAUAUGGGAUUCGUUCCGUGUCUGCAAAAUAUAUUAUGAAGUGCGACGACGACACGUUCAUAAAAGUAGAUUCGAUUAUGAAUGAGAUUAAGAAAGUCGCCAAAGAGGGGAGCGUGUACAUUGGCAACAUAAAUUACUACCAUCAGCCCCUGCGCUAUGGAAAAUGGGCUGUCACGUACGAGGAAUGGCCAGAAGAAGACUAUCCACCUUACGCAAAUGGACCGGGCUACAUCGUGUCAUCCGACAUUGCACACUUCGUCGUGUCAAACUUCGAGAGGCACAAGUUAAGGUUAUUUAAGAUGGAAGAUGUGAGUAUGGGGAUGUGGGUGGAGCAAUUCAACAGUUCAAAAACAGUGAAAUAUGUUCAUAGUUUCAAGUACUGCCAAUUUGGAUGCAUAGAAGAAUAUUACACAGCCCAUUACCAGUCUCCCAGACAGAUGCUAUGCCUCUGGAGCAGAUUACAGAGGCAAGUUAAGCCUGAAUGCUGCAAUAUGAGAUGAUAAUGAACACCAAAUUUACUGCAGUCAAUCUCCAUUUUUGACUGCUUGAUUGCCUUGUAUAUUAUCUCAAGCUUCGGUUUUGGGUAAUUUCUAGUUCCUGUAAAAAGAAAAGUUACCUUCUCAACACCCCAUAAUCCAUUCAUUAUUUUUCAGCCAGCAAGGUUUAGCUUGAACAUAUGAUACACUUUUUAUAUUAAUAACUUUUCUGGGAAAAAAAAAGGGUUUUUGGAGCCGAA
Molecule: messenger RNA, 2822 nt
Organism: Momordica charantia (bitter melon)
Lineage: Eukaryota; Viridiplantae; Streptophyta; Magnoliopsida; Cucurbitales; Cucurbitaceae
Product: Galactosyltransferase family protein
Cellular component (GO): Golgi membrane
Molecular function (GO): carbohydrate binding; hydroxyproline O-galactosyltransferase activity
Source: RefSeq, a predicted model, not a curated record